Molecule: messenger RNA, 1568 nt
Organism: Penaeus indicus
Lineage: Eukaryota; Metazoa; Arthropoda; Malacostraca; Decapoda; Penaeidae
Product: leukocyte elastase inhibitor-like
Exons: 5
Coding region: 9-1277 (422 amino acids)
Molecular function (GO): serine-type endopeptidase inhibitor activity
Source: RefSeq, a predicted model, not a curated record
UAAGAAGCAUGCACGCCGUCAAUGGCGAGCAUCCUCCGAUUCCAGAGAUGCGCCUCACGGUCACGUUGGCGGUGCUCGCGGCGGCACUCGGCCUGGCGCGCCCUCAGUGCUUCUCGACGCGAGACGAUUUCUCUGUCAAGAUCAACAAUGACAUCUCGGGCAUCACCGACUUCGGCCUCGAGCUCUACAGGCAGCUGGCGCCCCCGCAGUCCUCCGAGAACUUCUUCUUCUCGCCCUACAGCAUCUGGACGGCCUUCACCCUCGCCUACUUCAGCACCGGGGGGGAGACGGCGGCGCAGCUGCGGAGGGCCUUGAGGGUCGAUGAUCAAGUCGCCACACUCAAGCUCUGGCGAGCGCUCGAGGCCAUGUACGAGAGGCGACAGGCAGCCACCACCGACUAUACCUUCAGGACCGCCAACCGCCACUACGUCGACAGGAGGCUGGAUGUCCGGCCCUGCAUCGCCGAGCUGCUCCGCGCCGAGUUGGAGGCGAUCGACUUCAGAGACGUGUCGGCUGCGGGGACGAUCAACCGCUUCGCCUUUGAGAAGACGAACGGCAAAAUCUCUGACGUAGUGUCGACACGCGAGCUGGAGAGAGCCGUGAUGGCGAUCGUCAACGCCGCCUACUUCAAGAGCACGUGGCAGAUGCAGUUCGACCCCGAAUACACCCAGCCGAUGCCCUUCUACGCCACGCCGGAGCAGCUGCACACCGUCCCCAUGAUGGUGCUGGAUUCCAGCUUGAACUAUGGCGACUUCAGCCAGAUUGCGGCGAGGGUCGUGGAGCUGCCUUACAAGGGCAAAACAAUGUCCAUGUUCAUUUUCCUCCCCUCUGAGGAAGGGCCUGGCGGGUUCACCAAAAUGGUCUCCCGGCUCAGCGCCAAUAACCUGAGGGCAGCUACUAACGCGGAGUUACUCAACAAGCGACUCGUGGAGGUUCAACUGCCCAGGUUCAAGCUGAACGUAAAAGUGAAGGGUCUUAUUCCAGCUCUCAUGAAUAUCGGAAUCACUGACAUCUUCUCCUACGACAAAGCCAACUUUACGACGCUCGGGCCUCUGCGUGAUGUAGCCGUGAGGACGGUCAUCCACAAAGCCUUCGUAGAGGUGAACGAGGAGGGGACGGAGGCCGCUGCUGUGACCGUGGCCAUCGCGCCCGUCAGGUCCUUCAUCCCGCGAAUCCCUUUCUACUGCAACCGCCCGUUCCUCUUUCUUAUCAGGGACAACGACACGCGCAACAUCCUCUUCAUGGGGGCCUACAAGGAUCCUACAACGGCUACCUGAGAGCCUUUGAGUGUAAAUAAUAGCAGCGAAGGACGACUGUGGGAUGGUGGCGGAUAAUAGAGAUGUUUCGAGAUUUGAGUAGGUAUCCUUAGUGUACGGAAGGAAGAGGGACGACUGAGAAUAACGAGGUGAUCUGUGUUGCGACGAAUUUGAAUAUAAAGAAGAACCGACAAGAUCCCCCGGUGUGAGAAGACUGCCCAAUCAAGCUUCGUUUCUGGAACACCCAAUACUCAUUAAUCUCAUCAUAUUUUUGGACAAAAUCACUUCCGAAUAAAGUAAAUUCUAUUGGCA